AACCGAGACACUUCCACACAGGUAUCAUACAGUGCUCCAGCGCAGGCCUGCAAUACCAAGGCCCAAAGGGGAAUCCGUUGCUGUGGUGACCCCUGUUACCAACCCCACGCCCUUAACGCCGCCCCCCACCCAUGCUCAUUCACUCAACAUCGUGCAUCUGCGUUUCAUACUCCCCAAGAAACAAACAACCACCCCUAUCGAUCAUUUCCGUAUUCAUUGUCCCUAAACAGCGUUAACUUUCUCUCAUCCGUUCACCCAUCGAGCCUACCGUUUACCAUGUCAAGCAGCAGAGUUGCAGUCGAGGAUCUCGACGCCGGCAUGCAUGCUGAUGAGGAUGCCAUUAAUGUCCUGUUUGUCUGCCUUGGGAACAUCUGUCGUGCGUGGCUCCUUGAGGUUCCUCGUAUUUUACUUUCUAGGAUACAGGCUUGAUGAUAUAUAUCGCUCCUCGGUGGCCAGAGUUUGGUGUUCUCGCUAUUGCUAACCGUGGCACUUAGGCUCUCCGAUGGCUGAAGGAGCCUUCCGCAGGACCGUCCAACAACUAGGCUUCAAAAACAAGUUCCGUAGGAUAGACAGUUGCGGAACUGCUUCUUAUCAUUCUGGAGAGCGUCCAGAUCCUCGUAAGAACUCGAGCUUUCUAUUCGAGAAACGGGAGGAACCCAAUGACACUGAUGUAUGCAGGCACCGUCCAGCUUCUCGCCAAGCACGGGAUUCAUACAAGCCAUCUGGCUCGUCAACUUGCUACCUCAGAUUUCAACGAUUUCGAUUACAUUCUCGCUAUGGAUGUAUAGUUUCCCCUUCCUAUUAACACUGUCGAAGAGCUUAAGGGAACUGGAUUGCUUACUGUUCCCCCUCCUUCCUCGUGUGAAGGACGCAAACUUACGUGAUAUAACUUCCGCUCAGCCCAAGGGUUCCGGAGCGAAAGGUAAAGCCAUUCCUUGUAAAGCGGAGCUCAUUUCAAUGUUCCUAAUACUGACGCUCUGGAUUCUAUAUCCGCAGUCAUGCUCUUUGGCAACUUCGGGGUGAACAAGAGCGAGCAGAUUCAAGACCCCUAUUAUGGUGGCCAGGCUGGCUUUGACAGAAACUAUGCCCAGAUUGUUAGGUUUACAAAGGGCUUCCUUCGUGAGGUUUUCGGAGCAGAUAUCGAUGAGUAGGUUCUUUAUCAUAGAUAUUGCCUUCCUCAUUCUUUUAUCUUGAUGUUUUUGGGGGCGGUUUCUCAGUUCUAUACCCUUUCCCUUUUUAUCGGAUAGAAUGAUACAAUACACCAAAUUGAGGCC
This is a messenger RNA of Tuber aestivum (summer truffle), 1274 nucleotides long. NCBI's taxonomy places the organism in Eukaryota, Fungi, Ascomycota, Pezizomycetes, Pezizales, Tuberaceae. The record is from the annotation of a GenBank genome assembly.